CUCACAAACAUGCCAUCAUAGUGCACUGGUUGUGAGAAUGCGUGCACGCAUGCACAUGUGUGUGUGAGUGCACAUCCGUGUGUGUUUAUGCGUGUGUGUGUGUGUGUGUAUGUCAGCAGGAUGGCAUAGCCCAGCCUCGGAAGGAAUGGCAAGACUCUGAGUUGAGGGACGUGCUCAGAGUGAACAAAUCAUGCUAAUUGUUUUGGGAAGACUGUGAAAGUUAGACCCAAGAUGAAGGCACAGAAGGAGGCUUUCUCUUGGGCAUCAGCUGCUUUCGCUGCUCCUCUCCUCCUGAUCCUUGCAGUUCUGAUUCACUCAGCAUGUGUUCAGGGAGUGAACAUGACCAGUCUUGAGACUCUAAUCAGAGGGACAGUGGGUGGAGAAGCUCUGCUCUCCGUCCGAUACUCAAGCACCAGUAUGGAUCCUCCUGUAAUCAAAUGGCAGUUGAAGAGGGACAAACCUGUUACAGUGGUCCAGUCCAUUGGUACGGAGAUCAUCGGUAACCUGCGACCGGAAUACAGAGACCGUAUCCUUGUUUUUGAGAACGGGACACUUCUGCUCCAUAACCUCAGGCUGUCUGAUGAGGGCACUUAUGAAGUGGAGAUCUCCAUCACAGACGACACCUUCACUGGAGAAAGCAGCAUUGACUUGACAGUGGAUGAGCCAAUCUCUAAGCCACACGUCCACAUGAUCACCUCCACCGUGUUGGAACUGACUGAGAACUUCACACUAAACUGCACCCAUGAAACAGGAACUAAGACCACCUACAGCUGGGCAAAAGGUGGUCACCCAUUACUAAAUGAGACCCGUCUGCUGUUGUCAUCGGACCAGAAGGUCCUGACCAUCACACGUGUUCAGAUGGUUGAUGAUGAUGUCUACAGCUGUAUGGUGGAGAACCCUAUUAGUAGCAUGAGAAGUCCACUAGUCAGACUCACCGUUUACAAAAGAAGUUCUCUUUAUAUCAUACUGUCUACAGUGGGCAUCUUCCUCCUUGUCACUCUUGUAACUGUGUGUGCUUGCUGGAAGCCAUCAAAGAAAUCAAAAAGACAGAAGUCCAAAACUAUUAAACCAAGAUCUAUUCAACAAAACCAUCACAUCAGGUAUAAAGACGUCAAGCCAGAGGAUGAUGCCAUCCCAAUAAUGACUGAUCAUGAGCGCAGGAAUCCUGUAUCACUCUACAUCCUAAAAGAAAAGGAUUCUCCUCCCGGCGAGCCAGCAUCAAUGUGUGAAACAUGCACCUCCAACAGCAGCAGCCCCCCGAGCUACAGCAGCUCCAUACCUCCUCCGUCCGACUCGCUUGAGCCGCCGGCACGCUCCUCCCGCAGAUACCCUCGCACCCCCACCAAAUCCCCACCGCACCAUCGCCGGAGGAAGGGACACAGUCAGAGCCCACCAGCCCCCUCCUCGCCCCGCGGCCGGGGUUCCGGACGGGCCUCUCAGCGCACGGCCUCCUCGUCUCCAGCCAGGACACACCAGGAUCCAUCCACCCCUCCACAGGAACCCAGAGGCUCCCCGAAAACAUAGAUGGUAGCACUGACCACUUUUGCCAAGCCCACAUGCUGCAAAAAGACAGAUACUCUAUUGACCUGCACGAAUACUUUUGCAUUAAUGUAUGUCAACUUUAAAGACACAUAUAUGUUUAUGCUCCAAAACUAUGCAUUUCAAACUUGUUUAGCUUUAUCAUUUUAAAGGGAUGAAAAAAAAUACAUUUUGUCAUUAAUUAAAUCCUCACGUCUUUCCAAACCCGUAAGACCUUUGUUCCUCUUCAUGACACAUUUAAGGCCCAGACAUGUAGUAAGGAGAUCAUUAAAAAAUGGUUGAAGUGUAAUUUCCAUGUACUUUUUCUGCAAAAACAAAAAUUACAACUUUAUUCAACAAUUUGUUUUCUCCCGUGUCAGUCUUCGACACAAUUCAGGAGCGUGCCAUGAAUACAUGGUGGCAGAGACUGACCGGAGGAGAAGAAAUCACUGAAUCAAGUCGUUGUUUUCUUUAUGCACAAAAAGCAUUCUUGUAUCUUCAUACGUCUGCUGUCUAUGGAGGGUCAGAAAGCUAAAGAAAAUAAUCAAAAAUCUUAAUUAGUGUUCUGGAGAUCAUUGAAGGUCUUGAUGAUUUGGAACAACGUGACUGUGAGUAAUUAAUGACAGAAUUUUUAUUUUUGGGUGAACUAUCCCUUCUAGACACUUUUCAAAAGCACAUUGUGAAAGCUGAUUUAACAUGCUAGGAUAGAUUAACUUUCUGACAUGUCUGGGUCAUUUAUUGUGAUUGCGCUGACUUGACAAAGCCUUCAAGCUAAAUCCACCAAUUUAACACAGUCCUACAGAUUAAUUACAGUUGAAUUAUAUUACAUUAAAUACAACCUAUGGGCUUUUUCAUUACCAGUUUGACAUUAUCAGAUGUGUGCGGUGGAGGGGGGGGUAAAACAGUAGUUUAUCAUAUGCUUUGCACAACAACUAUGAUAGGAUAGACAAAAAAACAGUAACAAAUAAAAAUGACAAAAACAUAUACUAAAAUAUUCAAUAAAAUAAAAAAGUAGAAAAUAAAUACUAAUCCAAAUAUUUAAAAUAUUUCGUAAUACGUAAAAAUAACAACUUUAGCAAACAUCCCUUUUGCGCAUUGUGACUUCUCAAACAACUCAAACGGGUCUAUAAAAGUGAAGACGUGUCUCAACAAAUAAAAUCAGGCUAUUUUCAACAAAAGUUUCAGCGUAUUGAGAAUAUUUUUAACCUUACAGUUAGCGUACUCAUUAGUAAUACUUUUAUACAGCAUACUUUUGUGGGGACAUUAUAUAUAUAUAUAUAUAUAUAUAUAUAUAUAUAUAUAUAUAUAUAUAUAUAUAUAUAUAUAUAUAUAUAUAUAUAUAUAUAUAUACCAUUCAAAUAAUUUAGUACCCAGAACACCAUAACACCAUAGCAAACAACACCCUAGCAGCCAGCCAAAACCCUCAAGCAGUGCUCUAGCAACACCCUAGCAACCACCUACCUAGACCUAUAUGUGUUUCAACUACCCAUGUAUUCAAACUCAAAAAAGCUGGGUUGUUUCAAACAAACUUUGGGUCAAAUAUGGAUUGCCCCAACUUUUUGAUAAAAAAAAAAUAUUGAAAAAAUGAACCCAUCAGUUGGGUUGUUUGACCCAAACUUGGGAUGAAACAGCCCUGUUGUGCAUUACAAGAGACUUUGUCAAGCCAACAGUGAAUGUCUUUCCUUUUCUAGUUUUUUCCAUUUCCUGUUUUUUUUUUAUUUUGGUGAAUUUAAAUGACAAGUAGAGCUGAUCUGUAAUAAAGAUGUUAAAUAGGAGAUUGAGCAAGA
Molecule: messenger RNA, 3305 nt
Organism: Puntigrus tetrazona (Sumatra barb)
Lineage: Eukaryota; Metazoa; Chordata; Actinopteri; Cypriniformes; Cyprinidae
Gene: hepacamb
Product: hepatic and glial cell adhesion molecule b
Exons: 7
Coding region: 232-1524 (430 amino acids)
Source: RefSeq, a predicted model, not a curated record